Messenger RNA from Pieris macdunnoughi, 429 nucleotides. The record is from the annotation of a GenBank genome assembly. NCBI's taxonomy places the organism in Eukaryota, Metazoa, Arthropoda, Insecta, Lepidoptera, Pieridae.
AUGGAAAGUCCAAACCAGAAUAUGGUAGAAAUACCAUUGGAAUGUAAGCAUCCAGUGGAGGUAACUGAGCAAGAGAAUGAUUAUGAAGAAAUUGAGAGCUCUUCCUCUAAAGCCGAUUGUGGGGAUGAAACUUAUGUCUCACAAUCUGAAGUUUCAGUGAGUACUUCCAAUGAUAAGUCAUUUGACACAGUCUCAGACCCAGGUGUUGAACCAAUUGAGCCAGAGCAAUUACCCAAACGCACUAGAGUGAGACCAGAUAGGUAUGGUUACAAUAACUUGUGUAUGGUGGAGUGUGAAGACAGUAGUCAAGGAAAGAUCACACUCGGAGAAGCAUUAAAUGGCCCAGAAAGUCAUUCAGAGAAAAUGAAGCUUGGGAAGUGGUGGACAGGCCAAAGCAAGCUACAGUGGUUAAGUGUAAGUGGGUGUUAA